Molecule: messenger RNA, 303 nt
Organism: Pseudocercospora fijiensis CIRAD86
Lineage: Eukaryota; Fungi; Ascomycota; Dothideomycetes; Mycosphaerellales; Mycosphaerellaceae
Exons: 7
Coding region: 1-303 (100 amino acids)
Biological process (GO): cilium assembly; microtubule-based process
Cellular component (GO): cytoplasmic dynein complex
Molecular function (GO): dynein intermediate chain binding; dynein light intermediate chain binding
Source: RefSeq, a predicted model, not a curated record
AUGGCGGACAACGAGCAGAAGUACGAUGACAAGGCUGACAAGCUUGACGCUCAGAUCAAAUCGGUCGACAUGAGUGAGGACAUGCAGCAGGAAGCCAUUGAAGUCGCGCAAGAAGCCAUGGCCAAGUUCACCGUCGAGAAGGAAAUCGCCCAACACAUCAAGCGAACUUUCGACGAGCGCAAGGGUGCAACAUGGCAUUGCAUUGUUGGUAGGAACUUCGGCAGCUUUGUCACCCACGAGACCAAGCACUUCAUCUACUUCUAUCUGGGUCACUGCGCUAUCCUUCUCUUCAAGACUCAGUAG